AUGGCCGCCCCCGAAAAUUUCGAUUUCUAUAAAUUUGUCCUCAUAACUUUGGCAAUUUCUUCUCCAUUAUGCAAUUGUUUAUUCGAAGAUCAGAUUGGAAAGUUUGAUUGGAGACAUCAAUAUGUUGGGCAAGCAGAGUUUGUUUACUUCGACCAAUCCAGUCAGAGCGGAAGGCACAUUAUGGUUGGAACGCACCAGAAUGUUGUCGCUUCACUCAGUGCAAGGAAUGGCCACAUCCUUUGGAGACAGAUUCUAGAAUCUGGAGAUGCUGGCAAGAUAAGUGAUUUAAUUCAAACUGCAAACUCGAUUGUGUGUCUGACCGGAGGUGGAUCACACGUAAGGAACUACUUGUCUCAGACAGGUCAUCUCUUGUGGGAGACGUCUUUCAAUACUCCUGUUGAAAAAAGAUCGACCAUCGAAGUAUUUUCAAGGGACCAUAAUGGCGAUUCACUGUUGGUGCUUCAUGAGAACCGUCUUGCCAUGCUAGAGACAGAGGAAGGGAAAGAAAUUUGGAACAUUGACUUACCAAAUAGUGACAAUGUUGCCUACCUCUAUGUUGAUGUGAAUGGUAAAGACAUCGCUGUGGCUGGAGUGUCGCCUGGAAACCAGGUUGCCAUUUUGACAUAUACAUCCUCCGGGAAGAUGGUGUCGCAGAUGACGGUUCCAGCACCUUGGAUUGCCAAGGAUACCAGCUGUCAGAUGGUCGGUGCUAAGUCCUUCGCCUGUGUUGCAUCCUCUGCUAUCUAUACCAUCAAGAUAUCAGGGAAGAAUGCGUUCACAAAGACAACCUUCCAAGACCUCGGCCUCCCAGAUGGUGAUCGACCACAGCUCACCAGUCACCUGAAGGAGAUGAAUAGAGAUGGCGCGUCGAUGCUCGUGUUGAAAUUGACAUCGAUGCAGCACGCUGUUAUCAGCUUACAGGGAGAGAAGGUCACAUUGGCAAAGGAGCCAUUUGAGGCGUCUGCUGUGCAGUUUAUCAGACACGAUGAUGACAAUGAUGUGCUUCUAUCUAGUGUCAGGAAAAGCCAAGAUAGCGUUUUACUGACUGGCUACAGUCUGACAAGCAAAACUGAGCUAUCUGAGUUCACCCAGCGUCUGAUGUUACCCGGACACCAUGGGAAUCCAACAAAGCUCUACUCAUUGGGCUUCAGGAAGAGAGAUGGUAGCACGGGGUACAGAUAUCUGAUCAUAUCAGAAGAUCAUGCCAUUACGCUCAUGCAGCAAUCAGGAAAGGCAGUAUGGAACCGUGAAGAGGCUCUAGCAUCAGUGCUCUCAGUUGAGAUGGUGGAUCUACCUGUGUCGGAGAAUGAGGCAAAAAUGGAGGAUGAGUUUGGAAAGAAAGAAGACCAUGGAUCAACAGAUGAUAUGUUUGUUAUGCUGUUCAAGAGGAUCACCACUCAGUUGUCACAGUUAAAGGGCUUCAUCAUGCACCUGCAGGACCGCUUCCUGAAGGGUCAGAAAGAGGUUCAGGAUAUAGCUGAGGCAGAGGAAGAGUACCCCAUGGAAAGCAUUGAUCUGACCAGGGACAAUUUCAACCUGCAUAAGAUGAUACUACUCACUUCUGCUGCUGGGAAGGUGUAUGGCAUGUACAGCAACACUGGUCAUCUCGUCUGGAAGAAUUUCCUGCCAAACAUGGCGCCAUUCUCUAAAUUCGGCAAAACAUCGCUGCCUGUCUUUAUCCAGAGGACGACUGCUCACUUCCCUCAUGCACCCCAAGCAGCAGUGCUUGGCAAACACAAGGAAACUGGUAAUGGUUACCUCUAUGUAUUCAACCCAAUCACUGGAGAAGAGGUCGAGAAGAAGCACGACCUUGGCUUCAAGGUCAGCCAGGUCAUGCCACAUUCUCAGGUGGAUGAGAGGUUCCUAAAGGGGGUCAUCUUCCUGGAUGAUAAGCUCAAGGUUCAUGUUUAUCCUAAAACCCUGGAGCCACAGGUCCAUAAGGUUGCUGACAGCCUGUUCAUGUUUACAACUGAUGCUGACAAAGCUGUCCUAAGUGGUUAUGGAAUGAUGGUCAAGAAUCAGGAGUUACAGGCACUUUCUCUGUGGAAUGUGAACUUGCUUGGCGAGAACCAGAAGAUCACUAAUGUUGUAGCCAAAAGAUUAGCAGAGCAUGUCCAUUCCCAAGGUCGUGUCCUUGGUGAUAGGAGCGUCCUCUAUAAGUAUCUCAAUCCAAACAUGGUAGUGGUGACCACGCAGGGUGAGGAACUGACACAGAAAACCCCCUUUGGUUUCCUCAAUGUGUACUUAAUUGAUGUCGUGAAUGGUAACAUCAUAUUCCAUGCUAACCAUAAGAAAGUGCUUGGGCCUGUACAUGUAGUCCACUCUGAAAAUUGGGUGGUGUAUAACUAUUGGAAUCAAGGGAAGCGUCGCAAUGAGAUCACAGUUUUAGAACUCUACGAGGGAAACAAGCAGAGCAACGCGACAACAUUCUCGUCCCUGAGCCCACCACCAACACCCCUUGUCAUGAGGCAGUCAUACAUCUUUCCCACAUCUCUGACGACUAUGUCAGUCACCAUUACUGAGAAGGGAAUCUCCAAUAAACACAUUAUGAUCGCCCUUUCCAUGGGAGGAAUCUUCGAGAUGUCCAAGAUGUUCCUUGAUCCGCGCCGCCCUGUAAGCCCAACCCCCGAACACCGAGAAGAGGGGAUCAUUCCUUACAUUCCAGAGCUACCUCUCCAGACAGAAGCAUUUGUCAACUACAACCAUAGUGUGUUCAAUAUCAGGGGCAUACAUACUGCACCUGCUGGCCUAGAGUCAACAUCUUUAGUACUAGCUUAUGGAUUAGAUCUUUUCUUCACACGCGUAUUUCCUUCCAAAAUGUUCGAUAUGCUCAAAGAGGACUUUGAUUAUCUUUUCAUCGGAAGCGUGGUUGGAGCAAUGAUAUUAGCCUCAAUUAUAACUCAAAAACUAGCAAGCAGGAAAGCGUUAAACAGGAACUGGAAAUAACCUCAGAGGGAAUUUUAGGAUUUUAAAAAUUUAUUUAUUGUGAAAUAGAUGGUUUUUUGUAUCUCACUGCUAUACCUGAUCACAAUUCAGCUCCCCAAAUUGUAAUGCUGAUGAAUUUUCAGCCGAGUUGUGCAUUUCUUAUCAUGGUUUGUGAUGAAGUAUAGCUUUUUCUACCAAAGCCAGGCAAACCUUAACAUUUUUGCUGUUGUGACAUACAUGUAGGCUCUAUUUAAAUCGCAAUGUCAAAGCACUCUACCUUCACGUCAUUACUUGCUCUUUGGCUGGACAAAAGCACAGUUAAAAUUGGGGGAUUUAAACUUCUAUGACGACAUUCAUUAAUAUUGAGCUCAGUCCUUGCUUUUUGUUCACAUCUCAUGCUACAAUGAGUACACUGCCUCAAUUAAGCAUAGAUGUUGAUGUGUUCUUUGUUUGAUUUCUGUUGAGAGUUCGUAAUAUUUGUAAAUUAUUUGCACACCUCCAUUGUAUUUGCAUGUCCUGUCAAUGGUAAGUUUUCCCUUUUACAUUGUUCUGACAGAAUCCAGUGCAAAUUCAUUGCAUGUGAUGGUCUUAUUUCUUGGACAUUCAGUUGAAGUACAUAAUUCCCUUCGAUGUAAGUUUUCCUCAUCAUGUAUCAAAACCAUGAAAUGUUUACAUCACGAUUUGUAUUGUCAUACGAAUUUGUAAUAAAAUUGUUGUUAAAAAUA
Messenger RNA from Lineus longissimus, 3650 nucleotides. Its product is annotated as ER membrane protein complex subunit 1-like. NCBI's taxonomy places the organism in Eukaryota, Metazoa, Nemertea, Pilidiophora, Heteronemertea, Lineidae. Gene Ontology annotation, cellular component: EMC complex. The coding region runs from base 1 to 2946 and encodes 981 amino acids. Gene Ontology annotation, molecular function: protein binding. Gene Ontology annotation, biological process: protein folding in endoplasmic reticulum. The record is from RefSeq and is a predicted model, not a curated record. The transcript has 23 exons.